Molecule: messenger RNA, 2316 nt
Organism: Penicilliopsis zonata CBS 506.65
Lineage: Eukaryota; Fungi; Ascomycota; Eurotiomycetes; Eurotiales; Aspergillaceae
Exons: 4
Coding region: 1-2316 (771 amino acids)
Biological process (GO): aromatic amino acid catabolic process; positive regulation of transcription by RNA polymerase II
Cellular component (GO): nucleus
Molecular function (GO): zinc ion binding; DNA-binding transcription factor activity, RNA polymerase II-specific
Source: RefSeq, a predicted model, not a curated record
AUGGACAUCACUCGUCCCCGCAGAACCGGAUCGCGCGAGUACCAGCGCGCCUACAAGGCGUGUCUCUCCUGUCGACAGCGCAAGGCCAAGUGCGAGCUGAGCACAGGGCCGGAUGGACUUGCCCUGGGGCCGCCCUGUGCGCGUUGUCGGAGGGAGCAGCGGAGGUGUGUCUUCAGUGAGAGGAGGGCGUGGGAGAGGAAAAGGACGGGUUCGUCUCAACAGAUUUCAGAUCCAAAUCGAAGACACUCGACGACAGAUACUGUUGAUGGAGAUACUGUCUACGAGCCUAUCCACCAUGACCGUCCUCGGCAGCAGAGUGCCUCCCUGGCGAGCUCCAUGAUGCGUACCGUCGUCUCGAGCGGAAACGAUGCGUUGAAUAUCCUCUUCGAGGCGGCAACGGCACACGAACAGGAUUCAGAGCCAGACCGACUCGGCGACCAGACGCCAGAUGCGCAGGCGUCUUUGCUCGGUCCUGUUUCCGACAGUCCAUUGGCAUCUUACGGUAGUUCAACCGGGGUCGUGCGCCGACCAGAUACCGCGGAUGCGCGCAGAGAUGUCCUCAAGACCUGGGAGGCGUGUCAGUUUAUCAGGAUGGGGUGGCUUACGGCUAGGGAGGCUGUGACAUUAAUAGAUUUAUUCUUCUCAAAUAUGAAUCCUCUUUCGCCUAUUUUGACCGACUUCUAUGCAGACCACAGUAACCACCGUUGGCUGGUGACCUGUGACCAGCUCCUCUGCUGUACCGUCUUGAUGAUCUCCUCGCGAUACCAUGUGUUACCCAGUGCGGGAGGCCAGUCAAGAAACUUCUUCAUCCACCAUCGGCUGUGGCAGCAUUGCCAACACCUCGUCAUGAGGCUUACUUUCGGCCAGGGAAAGUCCUCGAAAUUCACUAUUCGGUCCAUCGGUUCUAUCGAAGCCCUGCUGCUUAUGUCUGAAUGGCACCCUCGGUCCCUGCAUUUUCCGGAACGAGAUGCAUGGGAUCCGGAGACGAACCUUGCCUCGCACGAACUGAGUACAGAUAUUUCGGCAGAUCGGUGGGUAGAGGAUAUCGUCGAACCGGCAAAACGAUCAGACCAGAUGUCCUGGAUGCUGCUGGGGUCUGCCUUAUCUCUCGCCAACGAACUAGGUGUAUAUGAGACUGAAGAGAAUGACCGAUGCUGCGCGGAAGGGUACGAAGGCUAUCCGAGCGAUCAGAUCAGACUGCGGAGACAGCGAGUACAGCGGCUGCUGUACGUCUACAUCAACCAGCUGGCCUGGAAAAUCGGAUGCAUAUCUCCCAUGCCGCAGAGCCUCAGCCACGCCAUUCUCGGUGGACAGACGCGCCGACAGUGUCAGCUCGGACAUGAAUGGCUGAAGUUCAUGGACUCGUGGAUGGAUCUGACUAAACUCGCCAAAUCUGUCACGGACAUGUUCUUUCCUUCAGCUGCCUUUGCCCGGCAGCAGCUCCAGAGCGGGCGCUACGUAGGGAUCCUUGAUCAUUUCCGUUCGCUUCUACAACAGUGGAAGGAGAAACAUCUCCAGCCACAACUCCAGGGGAAAGCAUUCUACAAUGACCUUUUCAUCGAGUACCAUUUUGUCCGGUUGUAUACGCACUCCGUCGGGAUGCAGGCCGUGGUGGAGCGGAUGCUCACUGACGUCGACACGGAGAAGAGCGCGAGUAUGGACGACAUGGGCCCGCUCAACAUUGACCCGAUCGACUACGAAUACAUCCAAGAAGUUAUCGACGGGUGCGGCCAGAUCCUUCAUCAAGUCUUCCAGUUGGGGCAGUCUGGCGCGCUGCGCUUCUGUCCCGUGCGCAUCUACCUGCGCGCCACCAGCGCCUCGAUCUUCCUGAUGAAAGCGCUGAGCCUGGGCACACGGCAAGCGAAACUACGCGAAUCGCUCGAUCUGCUCGACCAGACCAUCCAUGCCCUGCGUGCAAACACCAUCGAUGACGUCCAUUUGAGCUCGCGCUUUGCCGGCUUGCUCGAAACGCACGUCUCGCGUUUCCGUCGCGGUCUGCUCGCCACUACAUCCUCGACGAAUACUAGAAACAGCCGCAUUCCCACCCGGCCGUCCUCAAUGGGACCGCCGAUGCUGAGAGAGGAGAGCAAUGUGAACAGCAACUUUGGUAGUAGUCAUACGCCCCUCUCAGAACACGAGCUCUCGAAUCCAAACAUAGGCGAAAUAGGCUUCCUCCCGCUAAACGACAUGGAGGCUGAUGACUGGCUGUCCCUCCCGUUCGACCCAUCCAUGGCUCCCUUUGGAAUUAGCAGUGGGGGGCAGUUCUCCGCAUAUGAGGGGGGGUCGCUGAACUUCAUCUGGAAUCUACCUCCUUGA